AUGUCUUCCUACAGAAAGGUGAAAGCUAAAAUCAAGGAGUCAAUGAAAACGGGUAGUGGCACAGAUAAUAUUUAUAAACCGGAAUGGCCAUUCUACGACAUAAUGGCAAAAUUUUUGGAUGUCGUAUAUAAACCAAGAAAUAGAAAAACUACGAUAACUAUAUCAGAUGAGAGUGAAGAUGAUAGUAAGGACGAAUGUAAUGAAUCAAACCAAAAUUUAGAAAGUAGUGAAGAACAGGACAUUGCUUUCAAAACUCCAAAAAUUAUCCCAAAGAAAAAAUGUAAACUAAAUGAGACUCAAAAUCGUAUGGAUGAAGCAUACAAUUAUUUUAAACAAUUAAGCCAAAUACCGCGAAAAGAUGUAUUUUCUUUGUAUUGCGAUUUAUUAGCAGAAAAACUGAGAGGUCUACAGGAACACACACGGGAAUUAGCCAUGUUGGAAAUAGAUAAAAUGGAGUUCAAUCUGAAACGACAAGAAAACGAAUAA
Molecule: messenger RNA, 486 nt
Organism: Parnassius mnemosyne (clouded apollo)
Lineage: Eukaryota; Metazoa; Arthropoda; Insecta; Lepidoptera; Papilionidae
Source: the annotation of a GenBank genome assembly